AGGUGCAAACAAAGAAGAAGAAUGCCAAAGAGGAUAACCGUCUCCCGUGGCAAAUAUGGCCGACCGUGUCAAAAGAUGAUUGGGAAGAGUUCGUUAGAAUGAAGAGUCAAAAGAAAGCCAUUGAACUUCGAGAGCAAAAUCAAGCGAAUGCAGAAAAGAAGGAAUACGUCCAUCGUAUGGGUCCUAAGACUUUUGCUGAAAAGAGACCUGAGUGGGCCGCUUUGGGUUUAUACCCUAAAGCGCUUCUAGUGGCAUCGAAGGAACCCUCUAGUUCCACGAUCACUACAUUGAUGAGUCGUGUCGGUGAUUUCUUUUGUUCUCUCCAUUCGUUUGAUAAGAAAACCGGAAAAUGGUUCAUCAAGGGUCCGGAAGCCAAAAAACUGGCGGAUAAGCUUCUUGAGCACACUCAAGAGAUGGUGGAGGGCAAAUUUGAACCAAGUGUGGAGAAUGACCCUUUCACCAUGGCUUUGGGAAGGUCAUACCAUCCAGGACGAGUAGUAGGUUCGGGAGGGUCAUUGCUUGGAUGGAAUAAGGUGAUGGGUCCCGAAUACACAAAAUCGGGUAGAUCUCAAGCCAGUGUUAACUUACCGGGGGAGUUGGAUUCCAAGGUGGCAUCAAUUAAGGAACAAGUACGCAAAGAGUUAGUUGGUGAAUUGAAUGCUUGGGCGAAGCUGAUGAAUUUACCGGCUUUGCCUGCAAAUUUGGUUAAACCCCAAUUGACUGAUGUACUAUUAGAUGGAGAUGCACUCCAUAUAGAUGCAUUUGUCAUAGUUUAUGAAUCUAAAUAUGGAACCAUGUCUCGAUUUUCCCCUUCUCAAACAUCCAAAAACGUAAGUAAAAGGGCCAAAGAUUUAUUUACACAAGCUGCUAACAUGAUGUCUAAGUUUUCAGGUACGGAAUCAUCAUCUAGAAGAACACAAAGCAAUGUUUUGGAGUUGCAAAUGUACUUAAGUUACGACUUCAUGAAAGGCAUGGAUGAUGAAGAGAAGUUCGGCCUCGACAACCUUGCUUGGUGGAAUUCACAAAGCACGAAACAUCCAAUUUUGGCGGCAAUGGCCCGUGAUAUUGCUAUCCAAGUCCCCUCUGGUUCCUCCGAAAGAGGUUUUAGUGCGUCGGGAUGGGUUUUUAAACGAUAG
Chenopodium quinoa (quinoa) is the source of this 1136-nucleotide messenger RNA. RefSeq lists its product as uncharacterized. NCBI's taxonomy places the organism in Eukaryota, Viridiplantae, Streptophyta, Magnoliopsida, Caryophyllales, Amaranthaceae. The record is from RefSeq and is a predicted model, not a curated record. The coding region runs from base 99 to 1136 and encodes 345 amino acids. The transcript has 5 exons. Gene Ontology annotation, molecular function: protein dimerization activity.